GGGGAAAGCGAGAAUGUGGAAAGCAUACCGGAGAAACGGAUCAACAGUUUUUGGAUUGGUGCCAUCAUGAUUCCGGCAUGCUAUGUGACUUUUGGAUGGGCAUUGGAAAAUGGAGUUCAUAUUUCUGUGCCACUAAUUGCUCUAUUCUUUGGUGGAUUCAGCAUCAAUGUGGUAUUCACCUCAGCACUCGCCUACUUGGGUGACGCACAUCCAACGCACGCCGCCGCCAUGGUGUUGGUAAGCGAUUCAAUGUCAUUUAUAGUCUCAGGAAUAAUGACCGUGGUAACCUCUUUAUUAAAAUCCUUGGGGUAUGGUUGGCUAUUUACCAUAUUGGCAAUCGCCAGUGUUUGCGGGAUGAUACUUUCGGUGGUUGUUUAUUUCAAAGGAAGAAGUUGGCGGGAAGGCAUAUUUGAGA
Messenger RNA from Acaulospora morrowiae, 415 nucleotides. The record is from the annotation of a GenBank genome assembly. NCBI's taxonomy places the organism in Eukaryota, Fungi, Glomeromycota, Glomeromycetes, Diversisporales, Acaulosporaceae.